AUGUAGAACCCAAUAGCUUUCCCUCCAUUGUGCGUGUCCCACCACCAAAGAAAGCCUCGCGCGCGGCAUUGCUAAAGAACGCCUUCAUCGUCUCUGAAGAAAGCCCUUUGCUUCCCAUCGUUCUCCAAAGCCCUUUUGUUUUUCAGAUUAUGAUUCUACAAGAACGUUAAUCGUAAGCACCCAGAAUCUUCUCAGUUCGUGAAAAGCAUCAUCAUCGAAAACUCUAACUCCGGCAGGAGCUGGAGAGUCAGGGAAGUCCACAAUAUUUAAGCAGAUUGUUUAUAUUUUUUUAUUUGUCUAUAAUAUGCAGAUAAAACUUUUGUUUCAAACUGGCUUUGACGAGGCAGAACUAAAAAGCUAGUUACCAGUCAUUCAUGCUAAUGUGUAUCAGACAAUAAAAUUACUGCAUGAUGGAUCAAAGGAGUUUUCCCAGAAUGAUGUUGAUUUCACAAAGUAUGCUAUAUCCAAUGAAAAUAAGUGCAAGGCCAUGCAAUAAUUGAAUUGAGGUUCAACCAUUCCCAUUGAAUAUUUACCAGAGGAAGUGUGUAGAGGGUGAUACUUCUCUUCUUGAUAUCCAUUAGUCAACAGAUCUAGUUUGUCAUAUCUUCUUAGUAAGACACAUGGAUACUCAACCGAGCACUGCUCCUCAAGGCUCCCCUACUUCUCAAGCCUCCCCUGCUCCUACAGUCCCUACUUCACAGGCUACAUCUAAGAAAAAGAGGAAGCCGACACGAAUGAAAAGUUUAGCCCGUAAGCGCAUGAAAGGGUCCAAAAUAUCACUUGAUGUGGAUCCCACUACUGGGAUAGUUUCAGGGCCAAACAAAGCUCAAUUUUCAAGUUAUUUGGGAACUCUUGCUAGAGACAACAUUAGUAUUUUAGUCCCUUCUUGGAAAGAAGUCCCACAAACUACUAAAAACAUGAUUUGGCAGGAUAUUUUGGGAGUGUAUGACAUCAGUGAUACUAAUAUAUUGAAGAGUAAAAUGCUUUCAUCUGUUGCUACAAAAUUUAGGCAACAUAAGUCUUAUCUUAUAAGGGAGUGGGUACAUGGGAAAUACAAGGGUAAAAGUCCUUGUGAUGACUAUAAUAUUGACCCUGAAGAAUGGGAAAAAUUUAAAGAAAUUCGAAAUGACCCUUCUUGGAAGCUUGUCAGAAAAAAAACACAAGAUAUCCAGAAACUUAAUAAUGCUCCCCACCUAUUAUCUCGUGGGGGUUAUGAGCUACUUGUGAGAAAUUUUAUGAAAAGUGAAAUUAAGAGACUUAAGGAGGAAGCAAUACAAUCCGGUGCUAGUGAGGAUGUAGUGAUUGAUCCUCCGCCUCUUCCUCCACGCCAUAGGUUGUGGAACAUGGCUCGCACAAAAAGUUCGGGUGAGAUGACUUCUGAGCCUGCUAACCAAGUUGCAAAAAAAAUUAAUGAGUUGGAGGAGCAAGCAUCACAAGGUUCUUUUAUUCCCGAAGCUCGUCAAGAUAUAUUGACUACUGCCCUUGGGCGACCAGAGCACCCUGGUCGUGUUCGUACAGCUGGGGCUGGUGCUACUAUUAGUAAUUACUUUGGACCAUUGUCAAAAGACUCAUCCUUAUCUAAAUUGAGCCCCCAGGAUUUGAAGCCCUCACACAACAAAUAUAUGUACGGGUCACACAAAGUUUAAUGUCAAAGUACCCAAAUAUGAGUGCUCAACAGUCACAAGAUGUUCCUCCAGUUGAGGUAGAUCAUGCUAUGGUGGCUCGUGCUAGCACUAAAGGCAGUUGUCCAACUCCUUCAAGUGCUAAUAUUGUUGGUAAUCCCUUUGG
This is a messenger RNA of Cajanus cajan (pigeon pea), 1788 nucleotides long. The record is from RefSeq and is a predicted model, not a curated record. Lineage: Eukaryota; Viridiplantae; Streptophyta; Magnoliopsida; Fabales; Fabaceae.